Heterotrigona itama is the source of this 2123-nucleotide messenger RNA. The record is from the annotation of a GenBank genome assembly. NCBI's taxonomy places the organism in Eukaryota, Metazoa, Arthropoda, Insecta, Hymenoptera, Apidae.
AAUUUGAAUUGUUACAGUUGUCGACCCUGGGAUACACGACGACGAAAUUGUAACAAAAACAUAUGUUGAUACUAUAUAAGUAAAUACGUUUAUAAAUGUAAUGUCGACGUCAAUUUUAAACCAAUUUUAUCCUAUUUACUACUUUUUUUUAACAUUUCUUCCCACGUAAAAUUUGAAAAGAUUGCAAAUCAAAAAUGAGCGAGAAAGAAACAAAUCAAAAUCUUUCUCUGCAGAAAGUUUUAUUACCUGGUCAUGAUCCUGGAUGGAACGAUCCUCCAAAAUGGGCAUAUUCUACUUUGCAAAGUAGUUCUGUAACUUCUACUAAGAGAGUAUUAAAUAAGAGAGUGGCAUUUCCUAUGUCUUCUGUACAAGCUACAGAUAAGGAAUCUUCUGGAAAAAAACCACUAAACAUGCCACCGCCAAUGCAAUCUUCUAUUAGUUUAACAACAGUAUCUCAUCCUUCAUUGUUAUGUCCCUCAAACAAAAAUACAGAAGAAAAUAUGAUUGAUAUAGAGAUUGAUAAACAGGUAACAUUAAACACUGUUUUGAAAAAUUUAGAAGCUGUGAUUAAUGAACAUAUAUUGGAAAAAAGUAGAACUGAAGAGCUGAGGAAGAGACUAGAUUUAUUAAAGGCUGUAUGGCUUCAAGAUAAAUUAAAUAAUACAAUAUAUAAAAAUGUUUUAGAUUUGUCUACAGCUUUACGAGAGGGAGAUAUUGAAAAAGCUGAUGAAAUACAUGUUUCACUAAUGAUGCAACAUGCUAGUUUGUGUAGCACAUGGAUUCCUGGAAUUAGACACAUUAUUUUGGAAUUGAAAACUAAAACGAAAAAUCUGGAUGCAAUGCAACCUCAAAGUUCAGAGUUACAUUUAUUAUCAAUUAGAGAAAAUGAAUAAAUGAAGAUUCUUUGAGCAUAAAGUACUUGUGUACAGUAAUUGCAUUUCAAUAUUGACUUCGUGUGUCAUUUAUAAGUAAAUUUAUAUAUUAAAUUAAUUUAAUUGAUAUUAUUAAAAUGUGAAUAGUAAAAAAAACUACUGAUAUUAUGAAUAUAACAAAUUUUAUUACAAUAAAACAAAUUCCAUCAAAUUUAUAUGUUUAUAUCAUGACAUUUAUCGAUAACGUGGAAACUUAAACGUAAUUUUACAGUACUUGAUAUCCAAACGAUACAAAAUUAAUAUUGCGAUGUUAUUUUUAUAUGCGUAUGUUCGAAGAAUGUAUUGACUCAUGAUUUAUUUUCAAAUUUAGCGCUUUUUAUCAGAUGAUAAAUGAUAAAUAAAUAUUAAGUCGUAACAAAGUUCUCCGAUCUUUUGCUAGAGUUCGCUUUUUGACAUUAAAUUAUUGUCUCGAUUAGCAAAAUCCGUGAGUUAAACAUACGUAUCUGUUCAAUGUAGCCAUAGUCAAUUUGAAUCAUACUUUGUUAACGUGUGUUUGUACGUAAAGAUAUUAAAAAAUGUCAUUUAUAAUUAUUAUUAUUUACUACUAUCAACACGUCUAUUAGGAGACUGAUUAUAAACUCACACUGCUGAAUAUUCGGCUUUCAUCGAGAGAUUAGCAGUAAUGCGUAAUCGAUUGAUCGAUUUUAUUUAUCGUAUCGUGGUUCGAUUGAGUCAGUUAAAAGAAUUGAACGUGUUUAGACGUUUAGAAGUGAAUAUCACGUUGGAAAUUAUGUUAUCUUCGUUAUUAGAUAUCAAUCGAAAGAGUGAGAAUAGAAAAAAAAAAGUGAGAGAAGGGUUAUUCGGUGAGUACGAUUCAUUUAAUACUCAUAUUAAAUACAUAACAUUUUUAUUGUACCAUGAUAUGCAUGAUUAAUGCUUUAGUUUAUCGAAUCUGCGUUGCAAAUUUUUUUUUUUCCAACUUCUACAUAUUCUUCACCAUAUUAUAUAAAAAGCAAUUUCAUUACAAUAAAUAAGAGAAAUGAUCGUAUAGAAAAUGACAUGCGUUAUAUGUAAGUGAAUACAAGUAUCUGAAUCCAUAAAUGUGUCGAAGCAAGUCAAUCCAUUACGUUGAUCUCAAUCGAUCAAAUGAACAUUUACCAUCGACGAGGAAAAUAUCGAUCGAGUGUUCCAUGAGCGUAUUUAAUAUACUAGAGAUCAAGAUUUGGUCUUCUUUUUUUUUUUUUUCCUUUU